UUUUUAGCCGUCCGAUGAAAACGAUUGCUCUCUCUCUGACUGUACGUAAACAAAACAAAAUCAAUGACUCACUCAAUGACCUCUACCCAGAAUAAGAGAGAUUAACGCAACCUCUCUCUCUAUAUCGCUCAAUUGAUCUUGUGAAUCUUUGAGCUGAAAUUUUGUUACAGACUUUGGAGUUUGGGGAAGGAAGAGAAGAGACUGAGGCAUUGGGAUUCCGGAGCUAGUUAUUGCUCUCUGCUUUGCUUUUCUUCCUCUUUGAUCUCUCUACUGUUCAUUUCGCUCACUCGAGUAUUUUUACAUUACCACCGACACUAGAGGCUUCGUCUUCGAGAUCGCUCUGGGUUUUCGUUGAUGGCGUAUCCUCUGCAUUUUCAAAUUUGACUCUGUUGAGAAAGAUAGUCCAGAAUUCUUUGGCAAGCAGACACCAGAAACCAGUACACUGCAGAUUCUGUGCAGUCUAUGGAUCAGCUUUCAAAACCCAGAAGAAGUUCAGGAAAGAAACAAUCUCUAGGAACUUCAGGGAAUGUCUUGCCUUGUAAGAGCCAAGCUCUGAAGCUAGAAGACAAGUUAAAAUUAGAAAAGUCUAGUUGCUCAUAUGCUGAUCUCCAUCGGGAAAUUACAAAGAACCCUCAAAAGCAGCAGAUAGAUGGGAAAAAAAUUGAUGAAGAUGAGCUUGUUAAAUAUAUGUCGAAAUUGCCAAGUUAUCUGCAAAGAGGAAAAACUUUACAGGAGAAAGCUUUAAAUGUGGGGGUUCUUGACUGGGGUCUUCUAGAAAGAUGGCAAUAUGGCCAUAAACAGAUGCCAUACAGAAAUAGCAGGUAUUCUCCAUCAAGUAGUAACACAUCCUCCUCUUUUUCUACAGAUGGAUCACCUACCUAUUCUACUAGGGGUCAUAGCUGCUCUCCUUCUCGUCAAAUGACAAGCCGGCCUUCCCUACAAGUUCAUCUGAUGGAACAUCCUAUGGAAGGGCCAUCCCAAGUUAAAUCUCAUGGAGCAAGUGUUGCAACGUUUGAACCUAAUGAGACUACACAAAGUGGUACCAUAAACAUACCUGAAAAAUUCAUCGUCCCAGCUCCAGCUCUCUGCAAAAAGCAUCCAGAUGCCAAGCUGGAGAAAUGCAAAAAGAGUGAGUUAGACCAAAAGAGGGAGAGGGAUACGGUAAGCAAAAAUGUGAACAAUGAUCAAAACUCUGACAUGGCAUUGCAAACAACAAAGACUCAAGGUGUUGAGUGUUUAAACAUUGAGAAGAUUCAAAAACCAAACUUAAAGAGCUUUGAAAAUACCCCUAAAGGAUGCAAAACAAUUGUUCUUAUUUUGCCUAGAAGUCUCCCAGAAAGCAAUCAUCCUGGAGAGCUGCAAAAUUCUAAUUUGACAGCAUUUGCUGGCCAAAAAUCAGAAGGAUGUAAGAAGGCAUGCAUGGCAGAGCGCAAUUCUGAUAUUCCACAUUCAUGCCCACUUCCUUCUGGAGUUGGCGUUAAAGAGUCUCAGGUAGAACAUUUGAGUACUUUAGGUUCAGGUGCAGUGAAAACCAACUGUUCAUCUGGUUCAUCUUACUCCGCAUCAGUGUCACCUAAAGUGAGAUUGAAUCUACCCAGAGGCAGUAAUUUAGCAGCCAAAAAAUCAGUUGUAGCACCCGCAUGUUCAACUUCAGUUGAGAAUUCUAAAGCAUCAGAAAUGAACUCAAACAAAGCAAGAGCCGAAAAAGUACGGAGCACUUCACCAUUUUAUCGUUUUACCAUUACAGGUAAGAUGAGUAAAAGUUCCAGUUUGAAAGACAAUUUUAAUGCAGGCCACCAGGGUUCAACAGAUGUUUCUGCAAAAUCUGUUACGCCAAAUUCUCUGUCAUCUGCUGGUAAUGAUUCAACCAGUGGAAAAUCUAAUGCAACUAGCAGGAAGUCAAGUCCUCUGAGGCGGUUUCUUGACCCUCUGCUGAAGCCAAAGGCAGAAAACUGCCAUCAAUCUGUGGAGCCAUUAAAGAGGGGUUCGGUACCAACAGACAGGCCUUGCAAAUCAGCUGAUGGGCGGCAUGUUUCGAUGGCUUUGCGGCCAGGAAAAGUAAAGUUGGACAUGGCUGGUUGUAAGACAGUAAAUGUCAAUGAAUUAGCUCAGGGCAAGAAGCCUGGACCAACAGUUCAUGCUCUUUUUCGAGUUGCAGUUAAGAAUGGUCUGCCUCUUUUCACAUUUGCAAUUGAUAAGGAGAGCAACAUCCUUGCAGCCACAGUAAAGAAGUUAAAUGCGACAAAAAAUGAUGGUAGCAGCUUCAUCUAUACAUUCUUCACCAUUCAAGACAUGAAGAAAAAAAAUGGAAGUUGGAUUGGUCAAGGUAGUAAAGGCAAAGGUCAUGAUUACACCUCUAAUGUUGUGGCCCAAAUGAAGGUUUCUGAUUUUAGGUUUUCCAAUUUGAGUACACAGAAUAAAUUCAAGAUGAGAGAGUUUGUAUUGUUCUCUGUGAACCUGAGGCAGUCAGAUAAUCAGACCUCAGACUUCCAGCCAAAUGAUGAACUUGCAGCUAUAGUUGUCAAAAUUGCAAAAAAGACCAAUAAUCCAAGCUCCGUGAAAGAAGGGCCUGAGAAUGCAUCUCUUUCUGAUUCAGAGUGUUUGUUGGAGCAUAGAUCUCAUUCUAAUUCUUUGGAUGAUGUUCAAUGUCAUUCUUUCUUCAGUAGUCAAGACUUUGUGAGCACAACAGUCAUUCUUCCAAGUGCUAUUCACAGUUUACCAAGUAAAGGAGGACCGUCAUCGUUAGUUGAACGUUGGAGUUCAGGUGGAUCAUGUGACUGUGGGGGUUGGGAUAUGGGCUGCAAACUUAGGAUUCUUGCAAACCAGAAUAAAGCUCAUAAGAAAUUAAGUGUAUCUAAAGGUUGUCCCAUCACAGAUAGAUUAGAGCUUUUCCCUCAGGAAGGAGGGCAAGAAAACCAGCUGUUUUUCAGUUUAUCUCCAUUCAAGGAAGGGGUCUAUUCAGUUGAGUUCAAUUCUUCACUAUCAAUUUUACAAGCUUUCUCCAUUUGUAUAGCAGCCUUAGAUAGUAGGAAACUAUGUGAGCGUUCAGAACCAAGUAAAUCGCUUGAAGAAAAAACUUGCGGGGAACCCAUAUUAGUGGAAAAUGCUGGAACAAGUGCUGGCAGCGUAAUUGAAGCGGAGGUUCCAAGUUACAUCUCGUAUCCACCACUUUCUCCAGUCGGUCGGGUCUAGAUUUUCUAGUGAAGUACAUAAUGAUCACUUUUGUCCGGUUGGGCAUUGUGCAUAGUCUACAGCCAGUGCUUCUGGGCCCUCUCGAUCAGUUGGCAAUUGACCUUCAAAUAUAGAGUUCCUCGUAAUGGUCGUUUAGACAUGUAUCGCUCUUAAUAGGAAGUAGGCAAUUAACAAAUGUACCUAUCGUUUCGUUAGAGAAACUCCCUUAAUCAAAUUAAGUGUGCAUAUAUUGAGUGAAAUGUAGCCCUUUUAGCUA
This is a messenger RNA of Humulus lupulus (European hop), 3448 nucleotides long. RefSeq lists its product as uncharacterized. The transcript is spliced from 3 exons. The coding region runs from base 463 to 3192 and encodes 909 amino acids. The record is from RefSeq and is a predicted model, not a curated record. Lineage: Eukaryota; Viridiplantae; Streptophyta; Magnoliopsida; Rosales; Cannabaceae.